Messenger RNA from Microplitis mediator, 2783 nucleotides. It is a transcript of the gene simj, whose product is annotated as transcriptional repressor p66-beta. The transcript has 7 exons. Gene Ontology annotation, cellular component: NuRD complex. Gene Ontology annotation, biological process: negative regulation of transcription by RNA polymerase II. Bases 727 to 2721 code for a protein of 664 amino acids. Lineage: Eukaryota; Metazoa; Arthropoda; Insecta; Hymenoptera; Braconidae. The record is from RefSeq and is a predicted model, not a curated record.
UCACCCGAAAGGGUGAUGAAUGCGUGCUUACUACCGGCGCUCUUACAUAUAUACUCACAUAUAUAUACACACACAUAAUAUACACACACCUACUGCUGUGACAAUCCUGCGACAAAGACAGAAAACACGAGUACUCAUGUUCCUAGAAAAGGGAGAACAAAUUCGGCGGACUAACAGUCAGUACACAGUAGUAAGUGUUGCCGCACCGCCAUAUUGAAUUACUCGUUGAUUUUUGUGCGAAGGUGGCGCGUGUUUUUCUCAUUCUCCUGAUUUUUAUUAAUCUCAUACACAUCCCUCCCAGUAGACAACAUUACCCCCAAUAAAUAAAUAAAUAAAUAAUUAAAUACGUCAUAAGUAAAUGUAAAUAAACUCAUAUUAUUUACAUAUGCGAGCCAACAAAUAUAUGAGAAAAUGCCGCGAUUUAAAGACAUUGUGAAAACGUGUAAAAAUAGUGCGUGCUCAAGUAGUAAACGGUCAAGUGUGUGAUGUUGGUCAUUGUCCCCCGUUUAUUAUUUAAUUAAAAAAAAAAAACACUCGAGAGAAUGAAAAAAAAAAACAUAUGUGUAAAUGUCAAAUAUGUUUUCCGAUCCUGAGUAUUUAAUUACUGAGUUAUAAAUUAAUAUUUAAUUUAUCAGUAAUUGCACCGGGUCUGUAAAAAAUUGCCUGUAAUCAAUAAAUAUUUUUAUCAACACAACCUAUAAAUUGAGGGCAGUGACAUCUAGAGAAAUGGAAGCUAUGGAUUUAGAUGGAGAUUCUGUUGUUGACUUGAGUGUCAGUAGCGUAAGACGAGAGUCGUCUUCAGCCUCAAGUAACCUCAGUGGAGAUCCUGGUGUACCAUUGAAUCUGGGUAUUAAUUAUUCAUCGAAUGCUAAUAAUAAUUCGGAUAAUAAUAUAUUAGAGCCGAGAAAUAUUCAAAAUUCUUCCCGCGGUAUUUUGGCUCCGAAAACUGGAGAAGACAGAAGACCGAGACGCAUUCUGAGACCUAGGACUGAAAAAAGUUACGCGGAAAGUCCUGAUGAGCCCAGAAUUAAUGGAUAUGUUAAUGGGAAUAAUUCAGACAGUGAUGAAGGAGAAAUGCCGCCUCUAUUACCAAUAAAAGAAUUGUCCUCGGAUGAAUUGGCGGAGCGGGAAAAAAAUUUGCGUAAACUUAAAGAAGAUUUGAGAUCUGAGGAAAUGAAAUUGGUGUUAUUGAAAAAAAUAAAACAGUCGCAACAGCUCAAAGAAAAUAUCGCGGCAAUACCACCCAAGGUUGCUAAUAAAAUACCUCCACCUGUAACAGUUCAACCGGUAGCUCACAGUCACAGAAUAACUAAAGCACCGCCACCUUUGCUCCGGGGCCAGCCGGCACCGAGUCGCAGCAGUAGUUUACAUGCUCCACCUCCGGGAAUGCUUUUGCCGCCAAAUGCCGGACGAAGUCCUACGUCGAGUACGGGAAUGCCGCCGAAUAUGGUGAUACCACAGCCACCUCAUCCACGAACUCGGCCUCCUAGUGUCUCUGCAAAUGUACCAACGUAUCAUGCGCUACCUGACAGAACUGAACGAUCCACUAAAGACCCAACACCUGUACCCGCGCACCAGCUUGUUGUUGGAUCUCAAGAAAGUAAAACUACGACAGCAAUUAAUACUCCUGUAAUUCCUGAGCAGGAAAGGCCGAGGGAGGACAGUCAGAGGCCAGCCCAGCGUCAAGCAGCAGCAAAAUUAGCAUUGAGAAAUCAGUUGGAAAAAACACUGCUGCAGAUACCGCCACCAAAACCUCCACCUCCGGAGAUGCACUUCGUUCCCAAUCCAUCAAACACAGAAUUUAUUUAUCUUGUUGGAUUGGAGCAUGUCGUUGACUUUAUCACUAAAGAACCGGCCAUACCACCACCACCAGAACCCUUCGAGUGCACCCAGUGUAAGACUGAUUUUACGCCUGUAUGGAAGUGGGAAAAACCUGCGACGAACGGGAAAAAAGAAGGACCACGUGGACAGCACGCGACAUUCCUACGACCUCCCGCUGGACGUGAUCCUAGAGUUAUUUGCGAGCAUUGCGUUACUACAAAUGUUAAAAAAGCGCUUAAAGCUGAACAUACUAAUCGAUUAAAAACAGCUUUUGUAAAAGCACUACAGCAAGAACAUGAAAUGGAACAAAAAUUAGCCCAAGCGGCAAGUCCGAGUCCCGAUCCACCAGCACCAAAACCGGUUCCAAAGGCUGUAACUCCAACAAGACGAGUAGCAACACCACCAGCACCUCAACCAUCAGUUCAACAAGUUCCUCCACCAGCCCCAACUCCACCCACACAAAAACUCCAAGACCAUCCUCUAGUAAAACUCGCCGAAAGCGGUAAAUUUUCUCCCCAUCACGCAGCAGCGGCUGCUGCACUCCAGCAACAACUGAUAAGAGGUAAUGAUUUUUUAUCUCAUAGUUUAUUUAUGAAUUGUGUGUCUUACCCCUUUUUAAAAGUAUUGAAUUACUCGGCAGAAUUGACCAAGUCUCAAGUACCAGGAUUACCACAGCAUCAGCCACUACCGGCUCACAUGAUGCCACAAUUUAAUCCGCUUCUGUAUCCUUAUCAACUUGCGAUGGCUCAAGCUGCCGGAAGUAAAGGAAUGGUCGAGUUGCAACGUCAAGCUGCCGACUUACAACGUCAAUAUCUACUUGACAUGAUACCUUCCCAAGCAUCACAAGGCCAAGGCAAUCAAGCGCCAUCACGAGCACACCCUCACAAUUGGAAGACGUAACCGAGUGCAUAGCAAGAAGCUCGAGAUUCAAGGGCCAGAAAGCACAAGUGAAAAAAUGUUAA